This is a messenger RNA of Mytilus californianus (California mussel), 3332 nucleotides long. RefSeq lists its product as uncharacterized. Bases 12 to 1394 code for a protein of 460 amino acids. Lineage: Eukaryota; Metazoa; Mollusca; Bivalvia; Mytilida; Mytilidae. Gene Ontology annotation, molecular function: G protein-coupled receptor activity; peptide binding. The record is from RefSeq and is a predicted model, not a curated record. Gene Ontology annotation, cellular component: membrane. The transcript has a single exon. Gene Ontology annotation, biological process: G protein-coupled receptor signaling pathway.
UUGAACAGAAAAUGGAAUUCGAAAACAUAACCGAAGUAACUAUAUUAAUGGAAGAAACAAACACAACAAAGCUAUUACAAUGGGAAAUAUCAUAUGAAGCACAGAUUAUAAGCGCAGUUUACCUUUCCACAGGGAUGUUUAUUGGUUUGAUUACGAAUACCCUUCUGAUUCUUGUGAUUUGCCUUUCACCAACAUUAAGAACUCCACCUAAUUACCACUUGGUAAAUAUUAGCUUUAAUAACUUACUGCUGAGUAUCUGUAUGAUAUUUUCCACACUUUCAGUAUUUGGAGUACAAGAUCAUGAUGAUAAUUUUUUUGUUGCGAUUCAACUUUUCAUUACUCAGCAUUGUACCACACAAUACUUUGCAACAUUUGCUUCUAUAGGAAUUUAUAGAAAUAUAACACUAAACAAACCAACUUUAUCUUUGCGCAUACGAAAAAGAAUAGUGCGUAGGUCUAUUUCAAUAAGUUGGUUUCUGACGUGUUUAUUAAGUUUAAUUUUUACGAUUACUUUCAUGGAUAAAGAUUCAUUAUUGUGUAUCACACUGACGCCUUUUCAGAAAUCAUUUGUCAUAUGCCAAGAAACGGAUUAUCUUCCAGAGCCAGGAAAAAUUUGCAUGGCUGUGAUCAUCUGCUUCUUUUAUGUGGUUGCUUUAAUUUCAACGUUAUCAUCUUAUUACACUAUAUCCAAAGAACUUAAUAUCAUUAAACCAAAGACAUCAAAUAAAAUUUUACCCAUAUCUAGGGCAAUGAGUUUAUCAUCAGAAGACACCUGUGACCCCCAAAACCAUUAUCAGAUAGAGCCAAACAUACCAAGUCAAAAUGGUUCUAUCCAGGUAUAUACUAUCCAAUGCGCUGACAGUGAGGAAACUGUUGUACAUUACCAGAAAAAUGAAAAUAUGGUGACAUUUGAAGAGGUAUUCGCUUUACAAAACCCAAUUCUAGCACAAUCGAUGGCAAACUCAAAGCGACCCCUACAGGCCACGCUUAGCAACGCUUCAACACAAUCGAGGACUUCUAGAAUUGAUUUUACAGAUAUAUCACCAAACGCUGACCUACAGAGAUUUCAAAUGAUGAAAAACAAUUCAGCUCUGAGAAAUCAAACGCUAAGGCGAGACAGAAUAAGUGUCCGAAGUGCCACAAAAAAUAGCUUUAUCAUGUUUACAGGAUACUUAUUGAGUUCACUGCCUUUAAUAAUAUGUAGUGUGCCUUAUGCUACCGCCAGAUCGGAAUCUAUAGAGACAAGAGUUUAUAUAUUUUUAUUUUUAAAGUUUUUAUUUUAUGCAAAUGCAUUUGUUUCAUCAACAUGGUAUUUAUUUUUUAGCAAAAGAGUGCGUAAAUGUUUGUUCAAAUUAUUAGAGGGAAGUUUUCCAUGUAUAUUUGGCAGACGUUAGCUUAAUAUGUGAAGAAAGAAGCAAAACAAAUAUCAAAACACUGAAAUUGAAUCAUAAAAGGGGUCGUAUAGUUUAAACAACAAUCAAAUAGAAGUGUGUAGAAACAUGAAUUAUUCUGUGAACGUGGUUAGUUGCUCAAUUUUCAGAAACAUAUGUAAAUAGCAAAAGAAAUCAUCUCGAUUACUUUAAUUAAUGACUGAAUAAAAUUGUUGGGAGCUCUAAACUAAAAUCGAUCUAUUUAAUUAGUUGUUGUUAAGACUUGUAUGUAAUUAGCGAACAGAGAUCGAUGACCUCGGUCACUUUUUGCCGUGAUUACAUAGGGCGAUUAUUAGCUCUGAACUAAAAUCCAUAGAUUCUUUUUCAAGCGUUACAAUAAUACUUUUUAUAUCAUACUAUUUGAAUCGUGAUAAAAAGGUAUAUAACAUCGUCCUUUUGUUAUUAAAAAGAUAUAGGUGCAAACUUCCCAUAUUUUGAAAUAAUUUAUGAGGAGGUAGAUUUUAAUGAAAUUUCUAGAAAAUAGAUAGAAAAAUAAGGGGGACAGACUACAUAGCAAAAAAUACAAUUUAUUAUGAAAUUUAAUGUCAGAGUAACCUCCCUUUAAACCAAGUUCGUUAGAUUUCCAAUGACAUUAAAAGUUUCUCUGUUCUAUCAUAACGUAUAAUACUCAUAUUACUAGUUAUCAAGAAACCAACAUUUCAAAUUCUUCAGACAAAUUUGUCCUUAUGGAUUAAACAAUUAUUUUAUGUCUAUCUUAGUCAAAUAACUCUUCUCGUAUUUUGGUACUAAUACAUCCUUGUUUUUCAAAUUUUUGGCUUUGAACGAAUCUUAUGUAGAAAAGACCAGAAAAGCACUUCGGAAGCAUAAAUUUAUAAAGUGUUAUUUUCCUUUCUUACUUGAAUUGAAGUUCGGAAGAGCUUCGUUUGUUUCCAACCAGUCUUGAUUAAGAUUAGAAAAGGCGUUGGGUUGAUAAAAACAGUACUCCAAGUAUUCAUUAUAUUUUUAUAUGAUUUUAUAUAGUAUAAUAAGAUGCAACAGUAGUUUACCGAGUUCAAACUUUCCGUCCAACUUAGAGCAUGAAGAUGUUUUGUAAGACGUUUAACAUUCCCAACUACAUGUGAGUAACUACCUAACCGAAUAAAAAAAUUCUCGUAAAUCAGUUUUAAUAUACAAACCAGGAGACACGAGCAUUAAAAAUAGGAAGAUACUAAAGGGACAUUCACAACUCAUAAGGCGACGAGAAACUGACAACGCCAUGGUAAAUAACGACGAAAAGACAACAUUGACCAGACUACAAAACCAUACAUAUAAAACUAAAGACUAAAACAAAGAGUAACUACAAGUUUAAAACAGCAAUAACUAAGUUGGAUUGAACACACGAAGAAGUGGUGUUUUAAUAGAACAGGCGCUGAAGAAUUUUAGCGUGCAACUUAUAAAAGAUACUGGUCGUUGAAUUUCUUUUUAUUCGAGCGUCACUGAUGAGUCUAUUAUAGACAAUACGAGCGUCUGGGGUACAAAAUUAUAAGCCUGGUAUCUUUUAUGAGUUUAUUUGUUUAAUAAGUGCAGAUAUGUAACUUGUUUUUGUCAUACGCUUUCAGAUUUUUAUUUAUGAAUGGAAAAAUAAAAGAACGUUUACCUCUUACCAAUCAAAAUGCUUUCAAGGUUUUUCCUAAGGUAAACGCAAUGUAAAAUGAUUGAAAAUUAUGUUAAAAAUUUUGAGGUUCAUUAGUAUUUUUAUUUAUCGUGUUACAGUAAUAUAUACAUAUAUAAAGUUUAAUUCUACAAAUUAUGCGCUUUGAGGGGAAAAUGUCAUACCAAUUUGAUAUGCAUUUAUAUAACUGUAUCUCUGAUUUAAAUUUUAUACAUUGAUAUCGUCAAAAUCGAACUAUAUAUAAGUAUAAACACAAUGUAUAUCGUAGAUGUAAAUUAAAUUGGUGCGCG